This is a messenger RNA of Colletotrichum graminicola M1.001, 1035 nucleotides long. RefSeq names its product MYND finger. NCBI's taxonomy places the organism in Eukaryota, Fungi, Ascomycota, Sordariomycetes, Glomerellales, Glomerellaceae. The record is from RefSeq and is a predicted model, not a curated record. The coding region runs from base 1 to 1035 and encodes 344 amino acids. The transcript has a single exon.
AUGGCCCUUCAGCCUUGUGAGGGUAUGCCACCCCGCCAGUGUGCCGUGUGCCACAGCAGGACCAAGCUCUCCCGCUGUGCGGGUUGCCAGGUCGUCUACUACUGUGGCCGCGACCACCAAGUCAGGCAUCGGAAAGCGCACAAGUCCGACUGUAACCAGAUCAAGGAGUAUCGCGAGAGAUACCUUCAAGAGGAGAACGCCCUCCGCAACGGCGCCGAGUCCGAAAGGGGCUGGACCUGGGACAUGGCAGUCGGCAGGUUCUGGGGGAUCCAGGAGACGCGGCCCUACAUGCAGGCACGCUUCGGAUAUAUCGGAACGCUCAUGUCGAUAAACACGGUUGACGGCAUCGAGAUGGCGUUGAACCACCAACUGGACAUGCUGCGGCUGUGCCGCGGCGACAACAUGGGCAUCCGGAGCUACCCGCCGCACCUGAUGAUCCGUCUCAGGCGUGACCAGGAGGCGUAUGACUUUGUAAAGUGGUGGGCCGUGACAGCCGAGAACAGCCACUACGACUGGGGCAGCAUGGAGCUCCCGCACAUGAACCUCAAGGGCGAAGACGCGUUCGAAGGGGUGAGCAAGUUCGCGAAGCGCUUCGGCUCGCUCAGCCACAAGAUGGCCGUGACGCUUCUGAAAGUGCGGCUGUACCUCGACCUGCGCGACCUUCGCAACGUCGACCGCGCCUUCAAGGACGUCCUCCCGCAGGAGGUGACGGACAGCAUCAAGUGGCACGUGGUGCGGACGGAUGUCGUCGGCGCGCGGCGCGACCUGAUUGAGAAGACAAACACGGCGGCGGCGACAGGCCGGCUAUUGGAGGCGCUAAAGGAGCAAAUCACGACAAUGGUCAGGAACGUGAAGGAGUCAAACAGCCACAUGUGGCCGGGAAUGUUCAACCCGCGGACGCUGCUGCCCGAGCUGCCAGACAUGUUCACGAUGGGCUCGCUCGAGGAGACGACGCUGACAUGGGCGGAAUGCGCCAAGGGAUGGACAGAGACGCCGGGGUCGUUGGCGGUGGUGAAGGCAGCCGGGGCGGCCUAG